Messenger RNA from Fusarium oxysporum Fo47, 1905 nucleotides. Its product is annotated as heterokaryon incompatibility protein-domain-containing protein. NCBI's taxonomy places the organism in Eukaryota, Fungi, Ascomycota, Sordariomycetes, Hypocreales, Nectriaceae. The record is from RefSeq and is a predicted model, not a curated record. The transcript is spliced from 3 exons. The coding region runs from base 1 to 1905 and encodes 634 amino acids.
AUGACCCUGAUUCGACUUCUAAAAAUCAUUCCUGGAACUCAGAAUGCCGUGGUUUCGAGCCAUAUGAGUGUCGUCAACCUUGAUGACAACCCAACAUACAAAUGUCUGUCAUAUACUUGGGGCGAGCCGGGUGGAGAUGAAACCGAUGAGAUUUGGUCGAAGCCUUCUCAGACUAUUCUCAUUGAUGGCUUUGAGAUGCAUAUCAGGCAAAACCUUUACAACGCCCUCAUUGCGUUCUGUCAAUCUGGAAUUCUAGGACCCAUAUGGAUAGAUGCUCUUUGCAUUAAUCAAAACGAUAUAGAGGAACGAAACGCUCAGGUUUCUCAGAUGGCAAACAUCUACAAAAAUUCCGAGGAAGUCAUUGUAUGGCUCGGCCAUGAGAGAGAAUACACUCGGAGAGCGGUGGCUUGCUUUCAAAGACUACCCAUCACCCGCCAGGAGCUCCUUUCAGAUGAGAAUGUCGUCUUAAGGGACAAAGCCUUCGCAUCGUGCAGCUUCAAAGACUCAGAACUGCUAGCCAUGACACGUUUCUUCACUGACCAUGCAUGGUUUGGCCGGACAUGGACACUUCAAGAGAUGUGGCUAGCUCGAGAGAUGACAUUUAUGUGCGGAACAAUCUAUGCUUCCGUGGAUGUUAUCCUCGCCGGAAGUAGUAUUGCACAUGAUAGUUACUCGUCGAGGAGUGUUACAGAAGACAUCCAGAGGACCCCAGCGAUUACGUGGCUGAUGAACUUCACCUACGACUUGAUAGCCAAACUGAGGAAGGAAAUUGAUGGGACUUCUCCUUCGCCACUUGGAUUCGAAGUCGACUAUCAUCGUGCGAGGCAUGCUACAGAUCCUAGAGACAAGGUUUAUGGUCUACUGGCAAUAUCCGAUACUACUACAGCGGAUAAUUAUAUGGAACCAGUAGUUGCCGAUUAUUCAAAACCAGUCCGGGAGGUAUUCUCGAUAGCCGCAGCACAUUGUCUGCUCAACACAAUAGGCUGGCGAGGCCUGAGCUAUAUCGGAGACCGCAGUAGAUAUCGCAUCCCAGAUCUACCAUCCUGGGUCCCAGACUACACACAAGCUAUUCCUUGGAGGCUUCUUCAACGAAGAAGUGAAGAUACUUUCAAAACAGCAACUCACCAACAAGUCUGCAUCGAGUACGAUAUCAACUCGCCAUACACUAUCUGUUCGCCAUAUUCUUACUUCGAUACGAUUACUGCCGCCACAACUGCAUACUGGGAAGAUAUAGAGGGCUAUUCUCAGAUGAUUGAAAUUCUGAAUCUCGCUUUGAAUCCAUUUCCUGUCAAGACGUCCGGAGGAGACAAUGUCUUGUCAGUCAUGGCCAGAACCUUAACGGCAGAUCAAGCAGGGAUAUACGACUAUGAUUCAUAUGAUUUUGUUGGUCAAUUUGGGGAAAUGACAUACAGUAUGCUGUGGCUGAGCAUUUCAAAGAACCCAGAGAUGGUAUAUCAACUGCUCAAAAACCCUGAGGCCAGUCUUUCCAAAGCUUUGUUUUCGACAGGAAUUCAGGACCGUGGAGACUUGCUGCCAAGUCUACUACACCCCUAUCGACAGAUAUACAAAACAGAGGAACAAAUGGAGUUAGAGUUUAAGCCCACAGAGUCUCAAGAUCAGAGCCUCAAGGCUCGAACCUCAUUGAUACAGCUUGACUGGGGUUCUGCAUCACACAAAAGAAGUCUCUUUCGAACGAAGAAAGGACAUCUUGGGCUUGCACCCCAGACUAUUCAGGUCGGUGACGAAGUGGGCAUAUUGCAAGGCGCUGAAGUUCCGCAUGUAUUUCGUCGAGAUUCAGGUUCGGAAACGUCGUUAAGUCUGGUUGGCGACGCCUAUGUUUAUGGGAUUAUGCAUGGGGAGUUAGAGUCCGAGGGCCUGGAGUUCAUCAGGGUUCGGCUAGUUUAG